Mugil cephalus (flathead mullet) is the source of this 2040-nucleotide messenger RNA. Its product is annotated as protein limb expression 1-like. The coding region runs from base 170 to 1207 and encodes 345 amino acids. Gene Ontology annotation, cellular component: cytoplasm. The transcript has 7 exons. The record is from RefSeq and is a predicted model, not a curated record. NCBI's taxonomy places the organism in Eukaryota, Metazoa, Chordata, Actinopteri, Mugiliformes, Mugilidae. Gene Ontology annotation, biological process: autophagosome maturation.
UGCAGAAGGAGUGAGGGGCCCUUGGAGCUAAUUGGCAGCGGGAGUGACAAAGGUGGUCUGCUUCAAAAGAGAAAAAGAGAAACCCUGGGUCAUGUGUGCUGUUUUGGUGGACUAUUUUGAUGAGAGAAGUUGUUCGAGAGGCACCAUUGGAGCUAAACGCUGAUUGAAGAUGAGUGAGGUGAAAGCGGAGGAGAGCAUCAUGGCAUACCUAUCCCAGAGUGAGACUGAGAAAAGCCCCAAAGACUUGAACGUGGUGGCCAUUCUCCAUAACUUCUGGGAGCAGAAACAGGCUGCCUCCAGUCAGUCAGACUGUCCCGGUGGGAAGGCAGCCGGCCAGUCAGAGAUCCUGCUGUUGUAUGAAUCUGCGCCUUCCCCUGGUCCCCCGUACAUCUGCUAUGUCACACUUCCUGGAGGAAGCUGCUUUGGUAACUUUAAGGUGUGUGACACUCAGGCAGAGGCUCGGAGAGAUGCAGCCCGCGUGGCGCUGAUGAACUCUCUCGUAAACGAGUUGCCGUGCCGACGCAUCAACCCUCAGUUCAUCGCUCAGAGUUUGCACCAGGCGGCCAGAGACAGCGCCGUCUCUAUAGAAGAUGCGUCUGAUUCAAGCACCAGUAUAGGAACCUACAGCUUGUUGCUCCACUCCUACAUGGGAAAGACCAUGCUGGAGUUCCAGGAGAUGAUGACAAUUUUCCAGUUGUUGCACUGGAACGGGACGCUGAAGGCUCUGAGAGAAAGGCAGUGCUCUCGGCAGAGUGUGAUUGCUUAUUACUCUCAGCGGGGCCUUGAUGAGUACAUGCGCAGCAGCAUGGCUCUGGAUUGGCUCGGGCGUGAGCAGAGCUCGCCGGGGCUGCUCGGACUGGAGCUCCAGCUGGCUCAGAGGGAGCUGGUGUUGGCCAGGCGUCGAGGCGUAGAGCUGCGCUUUUACAAGGAAAAGACAGAGAUCCUCAGCUUGGCCUUGAGCCAAGCAUACGUACGCCACACACCGAAUGUUUUCAGCCAGGCAUCAAGUCACACAUACCAGCGAGACCCACUUCCUUCACACCCAUUUUACAGCGAGGACACAGACAUGCAGAUGACUCCACUCUGCAGUCCUUCACCAGCCCUCCAUAAAAUCACAGCGCAAACAGUCUGCCAAACCUUUGCCAAAGGCGUACCUUCCGACACACCUUCACCACAUUCAGAGCAGACUUUUGAACCCUUCGAAUAGACUGGGAAGACGGUAGAAGUUGUCAUGAAUGAAUGGGUGUAUAAAUGUUGCUUCAUAUGGAAAUUAUUAAGCAUUUUCACAUACACCAUGUUUUCUGUAAAUGUCACUCAGAGCUCAGUAAAAAGUGUUUUUCCUUAACUAUCGUUUUAUUAAAAAUGAAAGUUAAUGUGUUUGUGACUUUAACCACAAGAAGUGCGCCAUUCUAAUUGUUUAGAUAAAAGUUGUAAUGCCUUUAAAUGUGUUUUUGCAUGACGUCCACUCUCAUUUAUGGCAUGACAUUUUAUUAAAGCUCAGUUUUGUUGUCUCGUUUGAGACGUGUAUUAUCAUACACAAUGUAGCGUGCAACUUGAGCACAGGAAUUUCACAAUGAUUUUAAUUAUUUAGCCAAUGUAAUGUUUAAUCUUCCAGCAGGCCAGUGCUUCUUGCGGCCCUUCUCUUCCCUGUCUAACGUGUAAUCUAAUGCGUUAAUAUCCUUUAUGGAAAUUGCAUUUUAGGGCAAAGCAGUAUACUGUUAUAUGUCUGUAUAUAUCUAUAGGAAAGGUUUUUGGGCUGGAUGCUGUAAAACAGUCUGUUAAACACAAAUGUAUAGCCACCGAGAGCAGCUGGAAGAGAAAAUGCAGUUUGUAUGUUAAGUGUAUAGGUGGCAGCUACUAUUAAAGGAAAUUUCUAUUUUUUUUUAAAUUAAUUACACAGAAGUCCAGAGCAGUGCAUUUUAAAGGGAAAAUUUGAAUUAUUGAAUAUACAUUUCAAAAUAAAGAAAAAAAUUAAAGAUGGCCUGCCUUUGUAUUUGUGUCCAUGCAGAAGUCGCAGGUCACCCCUGUGUUAUUUUAGUC